Dicentrarchus labrax (European seabass) is the source of this 2910-nucleotide messenger RNA. RefSeq names its product 6-phosphofructo-2-kinase/fructose-2,6-biphosphatase 4b (gene pfkfb4b). The coding region runs from base 80 to 1453 and encodes 457 amino acids. Gene Ontology annotation, molecular function: fructose-2,6-bisphosphate 2-phosphatase activity; ATP binding; 6-phosphofructo-2-kinase activity. Gene Ontology annotation, cellular component: cytosol. The record is from RefSeq and is a predicted model, not a curated record. Gene Ontology annotation, biological process: fructose metabolic process; fructose 2,6-bisphosphate metabolic process. Lineage: Eukaryota; Metazoa; Chordata; Actinopteri; Moronidae. The transcript has 14 exons.
CAGAAUCAGACUGCCAGGGUUAGAGCCCACCGCCUCAGUGUCUCACUAGAAGGGUAACACCAAUGAUCCAAUAUUCAGGAUGUUAGACAACGAAGAGUUCAUGCUGGAGACUUCCCCGCGGGAGCUCACACAGAACCCGCUCAGGAAGAUCUGGAUGCCGUGUAAAAACGGGCACAUAGCUCAGAGACGGGUAUGUAUGACAAACUGCCCGACCCUCAUUGUGACUGUAGGACUUCCAGCCAGAGGGAAGACUUACAUUUCAAAGAAGCUCACACGCUACUUAAACUGGAUAGGUGUGCCAACCAAAGAGUUCAAUGUUGGCCAGUACCGGAGGGAGUGUCUGAAGAUCUACAAGUCCUUCGAGUUCUUCCGUCCAGAUAAUGAGGAGGGUCUAAAAAUCAGACGUCAGUGUGCAAUGACUGCACUUAAUGAUGUUCGGCAGUACCUGAGUGUCGAAGGAGGACAGGUGGCGGUCUUUGAUGCCACAAAUACAACAAGGGAAAGAAGAGGCACCAUCGUCAAGUUUGCUGAGCAGAAUGGGUUCAAGGUAUUUUUUGUGGAGUCUGUGUGUGAGGAUCCAGAUGUCGUUGCACAAAAUAUAGUGCAAGUGAAGUUGGGCAGCCCAGACUACAUCCACUGCAACACAGAGGAGGCCAUUGAGGACUUCAUGGAGAGGAUCAAGUGUUACGAGUCCUCCUACCAGCCUCUGGAUGAGGUUCUGGACAGGGAUCUGUCCUACAUAAAGAUCAUGGACGUGGGCCGCCGCUACCUGGUGAACCGCGUCCUCGACCACAUCCAAAGUCGGAUCGUCUACUACCUGAUGAACAUCCACAUCACACCACGCUCCAUCUACCUGUGUCGCCACGGUGAGAGCGACCUCAACAUCAAGGGACGGAUCGGAGGAGACUCUGGCUUGUCUGCCAGAGGAAAAGAGUUUGCCAAAACUCUGGGGAAAUUCAUCCAGGACCAGAACAUCAAAGAUCUAAAAGUGUGGACCAGCCAGAUGAAGAGAACGAUCCAGACAGCCGAGUGCCUGGGGGUGCCGUACGAACAGUGGAAGUCUCUCAACGAAAUAGAUGCUGGCGUGUGUGAGGAAAUGAGGUAUGAGGAGAUCCAAGAGCAUUACCCUAUGGAGUUUGCACUGAGAGACCAAGACAAGUAUCGCUACCGCUACCCUAAGGGAGAGUCUUAUGAAGACCUGGUGCAGCGACUGGAGCCCGUGAUAAUGGAGCUGGAGAGACAGGAGAACAUUCUGGUUGUUUGUCACCAGGCCGUCAUGCGUUGUCUUCUUGCAUAUUUCCUGGACAAGACUGCAGAUGAGUUGCCUUAUCUUAAGUGUCCUUUACACACAGUGUUGAAGUUGACCCCCAUGGCUUAUGGAUGUAAAGUGGAGUCUGUCUAUUUAGGCGUGGACUCUGUGAACACACACAGAGACAGACCAGAGAGAAUGUAAAUCUUUCACACGUGGCAGAGGAAGCUGCGCUCAGUCUCCGUCCACCAGUGACAGCAACCAAGACAACUGUGACAUCACUUAGCAUUGACACCAGAUCCUACCUCCAUCCUGUCAUUUUUAACAUCUCAUUUCUCUCUCUCUCUCUAUCAGUGGGAGCAGAAUCAUGCUGGGUUAUUUUUUCUCUCAGGUCCUUUUCUACGGUGGCCUUGAGGGCUCACUGCACUGCAACUUGAGAAAACACGUGGAAAUGAAGGAAAUAUCUUCAUCAAAUUGACAAAACAAACGCAGAAGCACGCUGCAAAUUCAGAAAACAACCAAAUACAGAUUUGCUGAAAGUUGUACAGAAAACAGAAGUGAUCCAGAAAACUAUUUAAUUCACUUAAUAAAUGAAUUUACAUUUUGAUUGUAUGAUUCAGAAUGUAAAUUGGUGAGCUAAUAGUCAGCAGAAGGUUAACACUCAAAUUAAGAAAAUAAAUGUCUGAAAUAAUAUCUGAAUCGUGCAAUCAGAAAAUUAAAAUAAACACACCACUGACAACAAAUAUGUGUCCCAGGUGUGUCCAGACAUGUUCGUCACUUUCUAGUGCCCCCUGGAAACUUCUGUUUUUAACGUUGUGUUCUGAACAACUUUUGUUUGUACAGCAGCAUUACUGUAUUGGAUAUGUUUUCUUACUUUUUUUUAAACCUAAAUACUGCACACGCAUUGUCAAAUUGGUGAAGACGUUUUGCUUUUGUUUUAAACGUUUUGCAUAUGUUUUUUGUUGUUGCGGUAAGUUGCGGUGCGUUGACCUUUCAGGGCCACCGUAUUUUCUUCAGUUUUUACAUCUUUUUAUUCACUAAGUAACUGGAAUCCAGUUUCAGGACAUAUCACUCAGCUGUGUGUAUGUGUGUACUUGUACGUAUAUUUGUGAGGACAUUUGUCGGGACAAGGCUGUUUGAGGGUUCAGACUUGGUUUUAGAGUUAAGAUUAGAAUUAGUCUUUAAAUACCAUGUAGAAUUUAACAUUGGGCAUUUUGUUUUUAUAAUGAAUGCUACCCUGAUAGUGUUUUGUAUUAACAUUAAGCUAUUUACAUGUAUAUUAUAUAUAAGCUUGCUGUUUUUUUACACUUAUGUAUACAAGUGACUAAUACAUUUAACCUCAACAUACAUUUUUGCUGCAUAUGAAUUGACGAACAAUAUUAUUUGAAUUCCAGUAAUAUUAUUUUUUAAAUAAACUUUGUCUCUGUUGUUUACUGUUUAAAUGUGAAGGGUUAAUCUACAGUGCCCACCAACAACCUUUAAUCACUAGACCUCCAGUCAAAUCAAGAUGAUGUUAACUAUAAAAUCAUCACUAAUAGUGUUAACCGGUUGUUAAACACUUUAUUAUUAAAUUAUUUCAUUGACUGUAAUUUUUUUUCUUCAUAUUGUUUGUGUUUGUCAAGGUUUCUUAUUGUCAAUAUAAAAAUCUGAAUUUAAAAACA